CCUCCCUGCAGUUACUGGAAAACAUCGAGAUGGGCUGGAAACUUUUGCUAAAUGGUAUAUAAUCGAGUUUCCCCACACUUCAUAGAGCUCUAGUAAUGUAAAGGCAAUGCUGAGGGUAUUGGUGAGUAUAGAGACAAGAGAGAGACAAGAGAGACAGUUUCAGUGAGACGAACCUCAGCCACAAAGUGACGUAUGUUGUGACGCAAAAUGGGCAGGUCGGAAGUGACUUAACAUGGCGGCAUGACCCUCUACGCACUUCUUCGUUAUGUGGAUUUGAUAAAGCUAUAUUGGAUCUAAAUUUAUAUCUAUACAUUCAGAAAUAUGACUCGCUUCGCAUUGUUUCUCUGUUUGUGUUCAAUUGCAUCAAGAAAUGCAAAAGGUGUGUUUGGUGUUGAUGCAGAUGAAGUGAAGUCAGUGUCAGUGAUGGAGGGAGAUUCUGUCACUCUUCACACUGAUCUUACUCGCAUACAGACAGAUGAUUUGAUACAGUGGAAGUUCGCUCCCCAAGGGCGUCUUAUAGCUGAAUUAUAUAACCAGGUUGUUGUAUACUUUAGAGACGGACUGAAGCUGGACGGUCAGACUGGAUCUCUCAACAUCACAAACAUCACGAGCAUAGACUCUGGAGUUUAUAAACUACACAUCAGCAGACACAAAGGAACUUCAUACAAGAGAUUCAAUGUUAACGUCUAUGCGCAUCUUCCUUUUCCUGUCAUCAGCAGAGUCUCAAACUGUUCUGUGUCGUGUUCAGUGAUGAAUGUGACACAUGUGAGUCUCUCCUGGUACAAAGGAAACAGUUUAUUGUCCAGCAUCAGUGUGUCUGAUCUUAACAUCAGACUCUCUCUACCUCUGGAGGUGAAAUAUCAGGAUACAAACACAUACAGAUGUGUCAUCAGCAAUCCCAUUACAAACCACACACAACAUCUUAACAUCACUGAGAUCUGUGGGUCAUCUUCAGAUCUGAGGCGAUCUUUGUACCCCGCUGCACUGAUAACAGGCCUGAUGCUGUUGGUCAUAAUGUGAAUGCAGUUUCUGGAACGAUGUGAUGCAGAAGCAGGGGUCUGAAAAAAAUGGAGAUGAGAAACUGAACAAGGCAAACUUUUUAGCAGCAGAUUUACUGCUAUCUGUCACUUAAAGAAAAAUGUACUGUUUGUAGCGUGAUGUAAAUUAAGUAUGGAUAAGGAGGCUGUUUGUUUUGGAGGAUGGUCGUCAGUUGACCGAUCUCAGUAAUGUUACAAAUACUGUAGAUCAACUGUAUGUUGUCAUUUGCGUAUCACUUAAGUAAUGUUGCACUCAAGUACAAGUAGAAGUAUUGAAAAAUAAUAUGACUCAUGUAGGUGUAGAUAAGUAUGCAGAAAAACUACUCAAAGUACAGCGUUACAAAGUACUUGACCAUUGUUUUUCUAUUUUUACAAAUUUGCCUGUUCACGACGUUUGAAUGUCGUUAUCGGCAGUUCCUUGUGAAAGGUCUGCGUUCGGUACAAAUGAGCAAAUAAAUUAUUUUAAAUUCA
This is a messenger RNA of Triplophysa dalaica, 1508 nucleotides long. RefSeq names its product SLAM family member 9-like. The record is from RefSeq and is a predicted model, not a curated record. Bases 322 to 1020 code for a protein of 232 amino acids. Lineage: Eukaryota; Metazoa; Chordata; Actinopteri; Cypriniformes; Nemacheilidae. The transcript has 5 exons.